Durusdinium trenchii is the source of this 980-nucleotide messenger RNA. Lineage: Eukaryota; Dinophyceae; Suessiales; Symbiodiniaceae. The record is from the annotation of a GenBank genome assembly.
GUUCUUCAGUGCAAUGUUGAACAAGAACGCUCCAAGUUUCAUAACUGCACGUGAUAGUUUUUGAGCAAGUGAAACAUUGCAUUGACAAAUCAAGCUACUAGAAACAAGUGCCUUACUAGUAGUAACAAGAAGCAUUGACAAAUCACACCCUUCGAGCUUGCGCCCGGAAAUGGGUUGCGGUGGCACCAAGAGCGCAGAAGGAGCGGAAUCUCCAGGGAUGCCCCCGGGGCCAGUGGAAGCAAAGCCGCCUGCAAAACCAACGCCAGCUGCAGAUGGGGCACAAGGCUUGCAAUCGGACGAUCCUGAGGUGUUGAGACAAGCACUCUCCAAUGCCUUAUCUCGUGGGCAGCGAGGUCCUGAAAUCACGGAUGCUGAAGCACGCUUGCGAGCAAAGCUCCAAAUUCCUGCAGACUGGGACUUAAAGACAUUCUGUGCUGGAAGGAGACUUGAAGGUGGGCUUGGUGGAAGGAAGGCGUCCACUGUGGUGGCCUUCCAGCCACAGCCUCCACAGGUGGUCAAAGCGAUGCAAUCCGUGCUUGAUGGAACUUAUCGUAAAGUCUACACCCGGGACCGACGUGGAGCACCCAUACCUGACCGCUUCACGGUGAAAGAGGUUCACCGCGUUCUCAAUGACCAGGUCUGGAGAGAGUAUGAGUCGCAGCGGGAUGCUGUGCGAAAGGCAUGUGCUGCUCAGCAAGCGGAGUUGCCAGAUGGAUCUCACACAGUGAACCACUUGAAACAGAGCGGCGGCCUUGCUGCUUUGCCGCCGUUGGAUGAAGCAUUGGCCCCAAUCUGGCGACUUUCGGAUAAUCAGGAAAAGCUCAUGGGCUUGGAUCCAAAUUAUUCCUUUGUCCUGCCCUGUUAUAUAGGGGAAUUCGUGUGCACCAGCACUCUGUUUGAAAGGAUUGAAACGGGAUAGCUCAUGUGUUUGGAGACUCUGGAGUUACUGCUGACACAGUGGAUCAUGCUAUAGUGAUAUC